UUGUGCCUUGGCAUCAGCAUCAGUCAAUUAUUGAUUGGCGCGUUCCUCGGGUAUAUAAAGGAGACGCAACCCUAGUUCGACUCCCUCCUCCUAAACGCCAUGAUGAGCUACGGAUCUGAUAUCUACUCUGCCUCCUCUUACCGGAAGAUUUUCGGGGACUCUCCCCGCUAUUCUUCCCCAUCCCGCAUGAUGAGCGGCAGCUCAUCGCGCAGUGGGACCAGUGGGUACCGGUCCCACUCCGCCUCCCGCAAUGGCGCGUCCUCCCUCACCUCUUACAAGAGGUCCGCGCGUCCUAACUACUCGAUGAUGCCGAUGGAAAACUUUGAUCUGUCUCAAAGUUCGGUUCUCAACAAUGAGUUCAAAAUCAUCCGCACCAACGAGAAAGAGCAGAUGCAGGGGCUCAACGACCGCUUUGCCAUGUUCAUCGACAAGGUCCGCACCCUCGAGCAGCAGAACAAGGUUCUGGAGACGGAGCUGGUGACGCUGCGCCAGCGGACGACCGAGCCGUCGCGCCUGGCUGAUCUCUAUCAACAGGAGAUCCGCGAACUGCGCUCCCAGGUCGAGGAGCUCAACGGCGAAAAGUCCCAGAUUCUGAUCGAGCGCGACAAUAUCGAGGACGACCUGCAGAAACUCAGGGGCAAGUACGAUGACGAGGUGAACAACCGGGAGCAGGCGGAGCAGACACUUAAGGUGUUCAAAAAGGAUGUGGACGACGCCACCAUGGUGCGCCUGGACCUGGAGAAGAAAGUGGAGUCUCUGCUGGACGAGAUCAACUUCCUCAGGAAAGUGCACGAAGAGGAGGUGGCGGAGCUGAUGAACAUGAUUCAGGCAGCGCAGGUGUCCGUGGAGAUGGAGGUAUCCAAGCCCGACCUCACCUCCGCGCUGAAAGAGAUCCGCGAGCAGUACGACUCCGUGGCGGCCAAGAACUUGACGUCGGCGGAAGAGUGGUACAAGUCCAAGUUUGCCGACCUGAGCGACCAGGCCACCCGCAGCAACGAGGCCAUCCGCGCUAGCCGCGAGGAGAUCAACGAGUUCCGUAGGCAGCUGCAGUCCAAGACCAUUGAGAUCGAGAGCAUGAGGGGAACCAACGAGUCCCUGGAAAGGCAGAUCAAUGAGAUGGAGGACAGGCACAACUCCGAAAUCAUGGGCUACCAGGACUCUGUUGGUCAGCUGGAGAAUGAACUCAGGACCACUAAGAGUGAGAUGUCCCGUCACCUGAGGGAGUACCAGGACUUACUGAAUGUCAAAAUGGCCCUGGAUAUUGAAAUUGCUGCAUACAGGAAACUGCUGGAGGGUGAGGAGACCCGCAUCAGCACGGGUAUCAACUUCCCCAUGCCUUCCUCCGGCUCGGGCAGCCAGAGCUACAGCUACCAGACCCGCAUGUACACCAGCGGCGGUGGCAGCUCCAGCAGGGGCAAGAAAGACAAGGACGAGGAGCAGCAGCAGCAGAGCCAGAGCAAGACCAGCAAGCAGGAGAUGUACGAGGAGUCCAUGGUCUCCAGCAAGAAGAUGGAGCAGCACGACACCACUGAUGUGAACGCCACCAGCCAGAAGAACUAAAAACACCCCGCCACCUUCUCUUUCCUCCCUUAUUCUGUCCUUUUUCUCGCUUCUCCCUCACUGUUCUCUAUCCCUUUCUCCUUCUUCCUCAGGGGUUGUCUCAGAGGGGAAUUCAGUGUGUACAAGUUCACUCUCCACUCACCAAGUACAAUAGUCUCUCUCUCUCUCUCUCUCUCUCUCUCUCUGUCUGUCUCUCUCUCUCUCUCUCUCGCUCUCCUAUAGUCUCUGAUAAAGGACGCCAGUCCGUGUAAGCAUUCUGCACUCUCCUGAACACCAAAUUCAGGAGGCACUUUGAGGUGUAGGAACAUACAGUACAACACUCUUACAGUCUUUCACUCACGGAGGCCCAAUGGGUCACGCCUCUGCGUAGAUGUCAAAUCUUAAGUGCACUGCCAACAGCCGCUAGAGUUACACACAUUCCAGAUGACACGACUCUGUAUUUGUGUGUGCACUUGUGAGACAAGCAUGUGCACGUGUGCAUCCCUGUGCACAAUGAUAUCAAGACGCUCGCUCGUUGUUCGGCUCGAUGAACACUUAAGGCCUUUUUGUCAGACUCACAAAAGCAAGAUAAUUCAGGAAAAAAAGCGAGUAACAGCUUAAAGCUUGACGUUUCUCCGAGGCUAUGUGUGAGCUAGUCUCCGCUGAGUUGUUAGUAGCACAUGUCAUUGUCAUCAAAAGUUAGGACACUAUUCGAGCUUGUGAACGUGACUUUGGCUGAGCCGCGAUUAGGCGGAUGAAGCCCUUCGACACAGAGGUGAGGUUGAUGACCACACCCUCCGAAGCACUUUCUAUAAAUGACGUGUCGUUGAUGAAGAACGGCCUUGCGGAUACACUAGUCUCAUCACUGCCAAACACAUCCGUCUCUUUGCCCCGGUCCGCUCUCCCUUCAGCAUGACAGUACUGAGUCGCAGUCAACGACUGGAAAGUAUAACUUUUCAAAGUCACCAAAAGGAACCAAAUCAUAAACACAUCAAAAUGGUUCCUAAAUAAACAGAAAUACAACAUCAAAAAAGACAAAUUCCUCUCCAAGAUUGCUCUUGGGUGCCAAUAAUGUGACCCUCUGCCCCUGUCCCCCCUUUAGGAUCUAGAGUAAAGCUAGCUAGACAUAUCCCAGCAUAGUAAUCAACUUUGCAUGAUAUAUAGCUCAUGUUUGCAUGGUGACUAUCACUGAGCCAUUCCACAUAUUCUCUAUCCCCGUUUAGGCCCAGAGAAGAUGCUAGGUUCUCUCCAUUCCCUCAUGGGCCCAUUCAUCUCAGUGUGUGCUUGUAGCUAGCCCGCUAGGCUAGGGUAGGCUAAGCUAGGCGUGAGAGUAAUGCUGUUUUACUAAGGAUGUGACUGCUUUCCACUAGGUUUAAUUGCCUUUUUUGUCACAAUGCUGCUGAGUGCUUGUGUGAUCAUGUUGAAAGUAUACUUAAAUUCAGGGCACUUAUUGUCGUCAGUGCGAGCACUAUGUCGUGCGGGCUUGACUAUCAAACAGGUGUUCGGUGCGUAAAAGACGGCAGGUGUCCUCGUGCCUACAAGGACACAGGUGUCGAGAUAGAAAGAGCGAGAGAAUGAUAGAAAUGAUGAAGUCAGAAUGGGAGAAAUGGGGUAAGGUGGAAGUUAAGAGAUCACAUGAGUUGUUCCAGAUGAGGCUAAAAAGUGAAUGUCCGUUAGCACAAUUGCAUGGGCUGCCAAUACCAACUGAAUGAAUUUGUAAAAAAAAAAAAAGAAAAACGAAAGAGAUCAAGAAACGAAAGCAAAAAAUCUUUGUCAAUUAGUCAGGGGCCACGUGUGGCAUAGAUUUGUAUGCACAACUAAAAAAAAACAACUACAAUGGGAUGCCUGAAGCACAUUCUGAAAAAUCAGACCAUCAGAAUCUCCACUCAGUAUGAAUGAGCUUUAGCACCAGAUUAUUUCAGUCAGAAAUUAAGCCAAAAAAAAAAAAACGACAACACACACUCAACGACGCACACACACCGUAUAAGUAGCAGCUUUUUUUCAUUUCUCUUCUGCACUGCCAGAUUACACACACACACACACUUUCUCUCUCUAGCCUUCUGCACAGGUCGUGGCGACAUGCCUUGAUGUGCUUCAGUCUUUUGCUGUAAACACGUGUUGAUUGUACUACAGGAAAACUGGUCCGCUCAGCACAGGACAGGCACUGGUUUUGGUGUCAGCUGGUACAGGAUGUUGAAGUGCGGGCACAUUUCCACUGUGACACCUGAUGGGCGAGUUGUUUAGCUUAUUUGUUUGUUUGUUUGUUUGUUUGUUUCGGGCAGGAAUUUCAGGCAAAUCUGGAAGUUUGCGCUGGCAUUCCUUUUUUUCCAGACAGGCUCCCUCCAGAACAGUUAUUCUGGCUGUGCAGCAAAUCUGGAUCUAAACGGCAAAAUCUAAAGAUCUUGAUGUAACGCCAUAUCAGUAAGAAAGGUCACAGGUCAAAGGGCAAACUAUAGGAAGCUUUUAUAAAAUGCCUAAUUAAGACUAUAAGCAACACCAAAAAGAACAACGACAGCAACAAAAACAAAAAAAAUAAGACACAAACAAACAAAGCAAGACUCCUACCGCACGCACUGCCAAAUAUUUUUGCAAUGCAUGUACGACCAACAUUCCUCAAAAAACAACCAAUAGUCCUUUUCAUUGUCAUCUCCACAACAAAAACCACACCGUCAUCCACAACGCAAGUCUGUGUACUGUUACUAUAGAAUGAAUGCUGUAGGGUUUCAAAUUGCCUUAAAACACCAGCCGCUCUUGAAUCUGGCAGUGUGUGUCGUGUAUGGUUCAGCUUCGGAUAUAUACACCCACCAUUUCUCUGUGUUGACCUUCUGCAUUAGAAUCUACCAUGCUAUCUGAAGUACAUUUGGGGAAAACAGUAAACCAUUGUAACUGAAUGUAGUUCAUACUAUCCUCUGACUCCAACUGCUGUAUGGCACAUAUCAAUAAAGACUUGAUAUUAUGAAGA
Clupea harengus (Atlantic herring) is the source of this 4501-nucleotide messenger RNA. RefSeq names its product internexin neuronal intermediate filament protein, alpha b (gene inab). Gene Ontology annotation, cellular component: postsynaptic intermediate filament cytoskeleton; cytoplasm; intermediate filament. The record is from RefSeq and is a predicted model, not a curated record. NCBI's taxonomy places the organism in Eukaryota, Metazoa, Chordata, Actinopteri, Clupeiformes, Clupeidae. Gene Ontology annotation, molecular function: structural constituent of postsynaptic intermediate filament cytoskeleton. Gene Ontology annotation, biological process: intermediate filament organization.